Molecule: messenger RNA, 649 nt
Organism: Macrolepiota fuliginosa MF-IS2
Lineage: Eukaryota; Fungi; Basidiomycota; Agaricomycetes; Agaricales; Agaricaceae
Source: the annotation of a GenBank genome assembly
CGAAAUCAUCAAUGAAAGGUCAACAAUCCAGUCUCAGCUGUGCUCCCUUGGGUCCCCCACACUACUUUCACAUCAUUCGGCAUUGCCCACAAUCAAAAACUUCGCAGAUAUGCUCAACAUACCUCCCAUGUCAUGUCCUCCUUCCAUCCCUCGCUCUGAGAAGGCAAAAAUCCUUGAUAUUGAACUUUGGCACAUCCAAUCAUUCCUCGACAACCUCAAACGCCCUUUGGAAAUGUCAGAGAAUAAUUUCAAACGGUUCAUUCACAAAGCAGCUGGUUUCUUCGUCCGGGGUAACAAGUUGUGGAAGAAGGAUCCGAAAAACCAGCAUAAGCUCAUCAUCCCAGAGGGGAAACGGUACGAGCUCAUUCAACAAGCACAUGAUGAAUUGGGCCACAAAGGUAUCUUCACCAUUCAUACCCGUCUUGUAGAAUGGUUCUGGUGGCCACAGCUUGAACAGGACAUGUGAUGGUUUAUCCAAACCUGUCACGAGUGUCAGACCCGAUUAACACAUCACUUCCAUAUCCCCCCCACUGUCGCUAUCCCUCUAUCGCUAUUUCGGAAGGUAUACAUCGAUACCAUGUUCAUGCCAAGGGCAAAUGGUUUUCGUUAUAUUGUUCAUGCACAUUGCUCUUUAUCUUCUUACCCAGAA